This is a messenger RNA of Sarcophilus harrisii (Tasmanian devil), 2956 nucleotides long. Its product is annotated as solute carrier family 22 member 12. The transcript has 10 exons. Gene Ontology annotation, cellular component: membrane. Gene Ontology annotation, biological process: transmembrane transport. Bases 589 to 2238 code for a protein of 549 amino acids. NCBI's taxonomy places the organism in Eukaryota, Metazoa, Chordata, Mammalia, Dasyuromorphia, Dasyuridae. The record is from RefSeq and is a predicted model, not a curated record. Gene Ontology annotation, molecular function: transmembrane transporter activity.
CCUGUGCCAGGGUUAGUUAACCCCAGGGUUAACCGGGACAGGAAGAGGACUAACCUCUGUCCUACAAUGUAAUUUAGUAACAGGGUGAUCUGGGAACAAGAGGCAGUUUGCUAACAUCUCCCUGCUUGGAUCUUAGCUUUCCCAUGGAUGCCAGAGUCUGGCAUUGCCUCCAGGCUGGCCCUCCCUUGGUUUGAGCCGGAGCCACCAGGACCCUCCCGGAGCACCUGAGCCAGGUAAACAGAACCUUUGCGAGUCCUGAGCCCCUCCCUGAAAGAGCUUCUCUGGACAAACCGACAUCAGGGCUCAACUCGAGGUCAGUGUGUGGGCGACCUUGAGGGUGUAGAUCUUGAGGGAAACCAGAGCAAGGUAAGAAGCAGGUGCCACCCAGGCUCUCCAGGCUCCUUUACAGGUGUGGAAACCGAGGCCCCCGCAGGGGAAUGGCGAGGUCCCAUAGGCACUGGCCGAGCUGAGACUGGACUAGGGGCCUCUGACCCUGCAGCCCAUCCGGAGCACUCCAUCUGCCUCUCAGGGCUCACUCGGGAAGGACUGCCUUGUCCCUGCAUCCCCGGGCAUCUCCAGCCAGGCCCCAUGGCCUUUGCAGAGCUCCUGGAACAAGUUGGCAGCCUGGGGAGAUUUCAGAUCUUCCAGAUCAUCUCUCUGGUUUUUCCCAUUGCAUUUGUCACCUCUCACAACCUGCUGGAGAACUUCACGGCAGCCAUCCCCGCCCAUCGCUGCCGCAUCCCCUUGCUGGACAAUGCUACUGCCUCUCCCAAUGUCACUGGGGGCCCGGGACCUGAGGCUCUCCUGAGAGCCUUCAUCCCGUUGGACGAACACCAGAAGCCGGAGCGAUGCCGUCGAUUCCUUCACCCUCAGUGGCAGCUGUUGGAGCCCAACACGUCGGACCCAAACGCAAGUGUGGCGGGCACCGAGCCCUGUCUGGACGGUUGGGUCUACGAUCAGAGCAACUUCACCUCCUCCAUUGUGUCUGAGUGGAACAUGGUGUGUGAUUGGCUAUUCCUGAAGCCCAUGACUCAGUCCAUAUACAUGGCGGGCAUCAUGAUUGGAGCUCUCAUAUAUGGCUCCUUGUCUGACAGGUUCGGGCGGAGGCUGGUGCUGAGCUGCUGUUACCUGCAGUUGGCAAUCAGUGGCACCUGUACUGCGGUUGCUCCCAACUUCUCCCUUUACUGCUCCCUCCGUUUCCUAUCAGCCUUUGCUGUGGCUGGCAUUAUGAUGAAUACCAGCACACUCUUGAUGGAGUGGACGAGAACCCAGGCUCGAGCCAGAGUGAUGACAAUAAAUGCUCUUGGCUUUAGCUUUGGCCAGGCCAUGCUGUCGGGGGUCGCGUAUGCCAUCCGAGACUGGUACCUCCUCCAGCUGACUGUGUCUGUGCCCUUCUUCCUCUUCUUUCUGUCUUCGUGGUGGCUUGCCGAGUCUGCCCGUUGGCUCAUCAUCACGGGCAAAACCGAUCGAGGGCUCCAUGCGCUCAGAAAAGUUGCAGGAAUCAACGGGAAGAAGGAUGCCAGAGACACUUUGACCACCGAGAUCGUGCUAGCCACCAUGCAGGAAGAUUUAACGACAGCCAAAGUUCAGCACUCAAUGGUGGAUCUCUUUCGAACCCCUGAGCUGCGCAAGCGGUUUGGCUGCAUGCUCUCUCUGUGGUUUACCUUUGGUUUCACCUUCUAUGGCCUUGCCCUGGACAUGCAGAGCCUGGGGAGCAAUAUUUUCUUGAUCCAGGUGCUCUUUGGGGCCAUUGACAUCCCAAACAAGAUGGGCGCCUUCUUCGCCAUGAACCACCUGGGGCGGCGCAUAACCCAGGCGGGUUCCUUCAUCCUGGCCGGCCUCUGUAUUCUGGCCAACACGGUGGUACCUCCGGAGCUGCAGACCCUGCGGGUGACCUUCGCCGUGCUGGCCAUUGGCUUUGUGGGCUCCGCCUUCACCACCCUCGUUGUCUACUGCAGCGAGCUCUUCCCCACCGUGCUCAGGAUGACGGCCUCGGGCGGCUGCCAGAUGCUGACCCGGCUGGGCUCCAGCCUGGGGCCGCUGGUGCGGCUGCUGGGCCCGGUCAGCCCCUUGCUGCCGCUGUGCGUCUAUGGGGGGGUCCCGGUGCUCGCCGGCCUGGCCGCGCUCCUGCUGCCCGAAACCCUGCACCUGCCGCUGCCCGACACGGUCCGCGACGUAGAGAGCCGAGUGAAAGGUGCCGAGCCAGAGCCGAGCACUGUGAAGUCCACGCCGUUCUAGGACCGCUGGGGGAGCCCCAGCCCCGAGAGCCCACGAGCCCCGGCAGCUUGGGGAGUGCUCACUUACUCGAGAGUGGGGAGCACUCACGGGCGCUGCCCUCUCGCUCCCCACCCUUCUCACCAAUCCCUGGGAUUCUGACCCAUUGGCAUCCUCCCAUCAGCCUCCUCCCUCUGCUGCCCAAGAGCUGGGCCUGCUUCCAACCUUAGCCCCGGAUCUUUCUCUCUCCCCUUUUCCUUUCCCUCUUCCCUUCCCCCCCCUUCUCCCCCUCCCCCUCCCUGCACCUCUAGUGUGGAGGAUGGGGCAGGGGAGCAGGGCACUAACUUUCACUGCUGAUGGGGGCUUUCCUAAGACCUCCUCUCUCCCCACACAAGGAGCCCCUUCUGGCUUCCCUGCUGACCAGUGUCCUGCUUCUGCCUUGGACGGGCCCUCAGCAGAGCCGGUCUGUAUCCGGGUUAACAAACCUUUACCGAAUGGAUGCGUCCUAGUCCUUCCCAGUAGAAUGGAAGUUUUGGGAGGGCAAGAAAUGCUUUGUUUAGCCCCCGCAAGCGCUUGGUGCAUAGUAGGUGCUUAAUAAAUGCUUGCUGCUUGAACGACUAAUAGAUACCACUGUAGGAGAGGCCCCGGGCUGAGCCUGGCUCUGUGCUGAGUCUGAGUGUCUGCAGAGGGGACCCCAAAGCCUGCGGAGUCAGAAACAGCCCCCCCCAGUGUACAGGUGUGU